CCUGCACCAGGAUCUGCCAGAAGUAUGGCAGCUAUGGGCAUGGUGAUGCACACAGCAGGUCACCUGCCCGCCCAGAGAACUGCGACUAUCCCACUUGCAAACCGUAGUCCAGUUGGCAGGUGGUGCUGCGCACAGCCUGUGCCCGUUGCACGUCUCCCUCUUAGGAUCUCACAGAGGGAUGCCUCGUACGUCUGCAGCGCAGCUGCUGUGGACGUAGAGGCCUUGGAGGCCCAGGUGCAAGCAGGAUCAGCUGUCAACGAGGACGAGUACGUGGUCCCAAAGAACCUGGCCCCUGUGAACAAGAAGAGGUCGCGGCGCUUCAAGGAGCAGCAGCAGAAGGUGCCCCAACGCGCAGAGGCCCUUGAGCCUCUGGACGCGCUGAAGGCCGCCCUGUCGACUGCGUCCCUGAAGUUCACAGAGACCGUGGAGUUCCACGCCCGCCUCAAUAUCGACCCCAAGUACACCGACCAGCAGCUGCGUGCAACUGUCAGGCUGCCCAAGGGCACAGGCAAGGAGCUGCGGGUGGCGGUGCUGUGCAAGGCCGACCUGGAGGCUGCAGCGAGGGAGGCCGGCGCAGACUUCGUGGGCGCAGAGGACCUGAUCGAGGAGAUUGCGGGGGGCAUGAUGGACUUUGACAAGCUGGUGGCCACGCCCGACAUGAUGCCCAAGGCUGCCAAGCUGGGCCGGGUGCUGGGCCCACGCGGCCUCAUGCCCAAUCCCAAGGCCGGCACCGUCACCACCGACAUCGCUGCGGCGGUGAAGGACUUCAAGGGAGGCAAGGUGGAGUACAGGGCGGACAAGGCAGGCAACGUGCACGUGGGCAUGGGCAAGGCUGACUUCUCUGCCGAUGCCCUCCUGGAAAACUUGAAGGCUGUUCAGGAAUCCAUCGAUGCCAACAGGCCCUCAGGAGCCAAGGGGCAGUUCUGGAAGAGCAUCACUCUGUGCACAACCAUGGGCCCAGGGAUCCGCGUGAGCUACCCAAUCCUGCGUGACAUGGCUGGAGCUCCUUCAUAG
This is a messenger RNA of Coccomyxa subellipsoidea C-169, 1014 nucleotides long. RefSeq names its product ribosomal protein L1. Gene Ontology annotation, cellular component: large ribosomal subunit. Gene Ontology annotation, biological process: translation. The record is from RefSeq and is a predicted model, not a curated record. Bases 25 to 1014 code for a protein of 329 amino acids. The transcript is spliced from 5 exons. Lineage: Eukaryota; Viridiplantae; Chlorophyta; Trebouxiophyceae; Coccomyxaceae. Gene Ontology annotation, molecular function: RNA binding; structural constituent of ribosome.